AUGAGUUCCUAUUUUGUAAACUCAACUUUCCCUGUGACUCUGCCCGGCGGACAGGAGUCUUUCUUGGGACAGAUACCGUUAUACUCCUCCGGAUACACGGAUCCUUUAAGACACUAUCCUACUGCCGCCUAUGGAGCUACCAAUGUACAAGAUAAGGCUUACCCGUCCUCUUAUUACCAGCAGGCGAGCGGUGCCUACGGUCGGACCAGUACUACCAGUGCAUGCGACUAUUCAUCGGCCAGUUUUUACAGAGAAAAAGACGCCGCCUGCGCGCUCUCAAGUUUAGAAGAACACUCGUUCGUUUUAAACCAGGAUCAGCGUAAAUCAGACUGCCCGGGACAGAAUAAUAGCAUAUUCACAGAUGGCGACGAGAUGAAAUCUUCUGCCCCUGUCUACCCCUGGAUGCAAAGGAUGAAUUCGUGCAAUGGAACCUUCGGCAACACUGGCCGUAGGGGUCGUCAGACAUACACCCGAUAUCAGACACUGGAGUUGGAGAAAGAGUUCCAUUUUAACAGGUAUUUGACCAGAAGGCGUCGAAUCGAGAUUGCGCACGCCCUAUGCCUGACUGAACGGCAGAUAAAGAUAUGGUUCCAGAACCGACGGAUGAAGUGGAAAAAAGAGAACAAACUAAUCAACUCUUCACAAACCAACGCAGAAGAGGAGGAAGAAAAGAGGACAGAAUGACGACAAAGACGCAAUAAUAAUAAUAAUAAUAAUAAUAAUAAUAAUAAUAAUAAUUCUGAUGGUUGCAGAUGAACUCAAAAUAAAAAAAGACUUU
Messenger RNA from Conger conger (European conger), 778 nucleotides. It is a transcript of the gene hoxb6b, whose product is annotated as homeobox B6b. Lineage: Eukaryota; Metazoa; Chordata; Actinopteri; Anguilliformes; Congridae. The transcript has 2 exons. The record is from RefSeq and is a predicted model, not a curated record. Gene Ontology annotation, cellular component: nucleus. Gene Ontology annotation, biological process: anterior/posterior pattern specification; regulation of transcription by RNA polymerase II. The coding region runs from base 1 to 684 and encodes 227 amino acids. Gene Ontology annotation, molecular function: DNA-binding transcription factor activity, RNA polymerase II-specific; RNA polymerase II cis-regulatory region sequence-specific DNA binding.